ACCCCAAAAAUCAAUAUAAUAGAAACGACCUUAAGCAAUCAACCAUCGGACUCGGAACGCAAUUCAGAAUCUUGAUCAAAGUCUACAUAAAUAAACAACAAGAACAGAUUAUUAUGAUGUCUGUGAUUUGAAGCCCUAAAAUUAUCGGUGGCUUUGAAGAAGAAGAAGGAGGAGGAGAGAGAUGUCGUUGGACCUGUCGUUGAAGUCGGCGUGUAGCAGAUGCGGAUCCGGUGUGGAUUUGUACGGAAGCAACUGCAAGCACAUGACUCUUUGCCUCACGUGUGGCCAAACCAUGGCUCAGAACAAAGCCAAAUGUUUCGAUUGUGGCGCCAUCGUCACUCGCUUGAUUCGAGAGUAUAAUGUUCGACCGAGUGCUAGCACUGACAAACAUUACUUUAUCGGAAGAUUUGUGUCUGGAGUACCGCCUUUUACGAAGAAGAAAAAUUCAGAAUGGACGCUUCAGAAAGAGGGACUACAAGGGCGGCAAGUUACUGAUACUUUGCGGGAGAAGUACAAGAAUAAGCCUUGGCUCUUGGAGGAUGAAACAGGCCAGGUUCAAUACCAUGGUCACCUUGAAGGCGCUCAGUCAGCAACUUACUACCUGCUAGUAUUAAAUAAUAAAGAAUUUGUUGCUAUUCCUGCUGGUUCUUGGUUUAAUUUUAACAAGGUUGCACAAUAUAAGCAACUUACCUUGGAGGAAGCUGAAGAAAAAAUGAAGAACAGGAGGAAAACUGCAGAUGGAUAUGAAAGAUGGAUGAUGAAAGCUGCAAAUAAUGGAGCUGCUGCAUUUGGUGAAGUGGAAAAAAAUUUGGAUGACAAGGAGAGUGCCGGGACUGGUGGGAGGGGACGCAAAAAAAGUGGUGAGGAUGAUGAAGGUAAUGUCUCAGAUAGGGGAGAAGAAGAUGAAGAAGAGGAGGCAGCUAGGAAGAAUAGGCUUGGACUGAAUAAAAGCGGUGGUGAUGAUGAUGAAGAAGGUCCAAGAGGAGGUGAUCUUGAUUUGGAUGAUGACGAUGUUGAGAAGGGUGAUGAUUGGGAACAUGAGGAAAUUUUUACUGAUGAUGAUGAAGCUGUUGGUAAUGAUCCUGAGGAGCGGGAAGAUUUAGCCCCUGAAGUUCCUGCUCCGCCAGAAAUUAAACAGGAUGAAGAGGAUGAAGAUGAAGAGGAAGAGGGUGGAGGACUGAGCAAAUCUGGAAAAGAGUUGAAGAAGCUGCUUGGGCGAACUAGUGGGCUAAAUGAAUCAGAAGCUGAGGAUGACGAUGACGAUGACGAUGAUAUGGAUGAUGACAUCGGCUUUCCUUCUGUGCUGGCUCCAAAGCAGAAGGAUACACCUAAGAAGGAGGAGCCUGCUGAUAACAGUCCAUCAAAACCAGCUCCUUCUGGAACCAAGGGAACUCCUGUGUCUAAGUCUUCAAAGGGUAAAAGGAAAUCUAAUGGUGAUGAUGCAAAAACAUCUAACAGUGCACCUCUCAAGAAGGUGAAGACAGAAAAUGAUGCAAAAACUUCUGUAAAGGAGGAAAAUGGCUCUGGUUCAAGAAGCGCCAGUGCUUCAAGAGGUACACCAUCAUCAUCAUCAACGAAAACUGGGUCAACUGCUGCUUCUGGUCCGGUCACUGAAGAAGAAAUCAGGGCUGUUUUACUGCAGAAGGCACCUGUGACAACGCAGGAUCUUGUUGCUAAUUUCAAAGCAAGACUGAAAUCCUCUGAGGAUAAGAGGGCCUUUGCAGAUAUUCUGAGGAGAAUUUCAAAGAUACAGAAGACCAACGGUCCUAACAACUACGUCGUAUUGAGAGAUAAAUGAUUGCAUCCUGACACAAUACAAUUACCAUUUUCAUAUUACAAACCUCCUUCAUUGGACAAUUGAGCUAAAGCUAUUUCCAAGGGAAAAACUGAUUGGCAGCUGGUGUUUCUUGCUUUUCUACGCAGGAAAUUUCCAGUGGUGAAGAAUCAUAAUUUAUAAGCAAUCUUGUAUGUUUUCCGGUAAACAUGUGUUCGGUGUUCUAUAUUUAUUGACAAAUUUACCAUUAUGAUCAAAGAGGCAUAUCUUGAUGAUCGACACAAACUAAACAAACUCAAGGUAGUUUAGCCACUAUUUAAGUUUGAGUCGAGUCAACUUGACUCCGAGUGAGUUCAUGAUAGAUCUGUCAUCUUUGGCAUUUUGUCUUUUUUGAUGACCUUUAUUUUUGGGCAAUUCUCCUUUUUGAGCUCUGGUAACCCCCCUUCUUUGGAGCUUUCUGGUGGUGGCUCUUUUGGUGAACUCAUUGCCCACUCAAGUACGGGUUGACUCUAGUUCAAGCUCUUCUCAACUUUUGGUUAGAACAAAUCAAAUUCAAGUUGGGGUGGUUUCUUGUGAGUUGGUAGUAAAUUCGUUUUUGUUAGUGAUUUCUUAUUUCCUUUAAUGAUUUUUCUUCUAUUUCA
Molecule: messenger RNA, 2415 nt
Organism: Mangifera indica (mango)
Lineage: Eukaryota; Viridiplantae; Streptophyta; Magnoliopsida; Sapindales; Anacardiaceae
Product: transcription initiation factor IIF subunit alpha
Exons: 9
Coding region: 182-1798 (538 amino acids)
Biological process (GO): transcription initiation at RNA polymerase II promoter; positive regulation of transcription elongation by RNA polymerase II
Cellular component (GO): transcription factor TFIIF complex; nucleus
Molecular function (GO): TFIIF-class transcription factor complex binding; DNA binding; RNA polymerase II general transcription initiation factor activity
Source: RefSeq, a predicted model, not a curated record